Messenger RNA from Diuraphis noxia (Russian wheat aphid), 624 nucleotides. Its product is annotated as general transcription factor II-I repeat domain-containing protein 2A-like. The record is from RefSeq and is a predicted model, not a curated record. Lineage: Eukaryota; Metazoa; Arthropoda; Insecta; Hemiptera; Aphididae.
AUGGACAAUUAUGAGUUACCUGCUGAUGUAUCUUGGUACUGCUUAGUGAGAUGGCUAUCAAUAAGUAAUGUUCUUAACAGAUUUUUUGAAUUACUUGAUCCAAUAAAAGAAUUUAUGGAAGAAAAGGGAAAAUCUUUACCUGAACUUAAUGAAUCUCAAUGGUUGUUAGAUUUGGCUCCUGUUACAAAUAUAAGUCCUAACACUGCAAAUGUGGUUCAACAUUUACAAGCUCUUAAAAUAUCUUUACUAGGAGAGGAAUUACUUCUUUCUGAUUUGGCCCAAACUAAAAUUAGUGAAAGCCUUCCCGAUAUUCCUUUGAAAACUGAAGAAUACUUGUAUAAAACGUUAGGCCUUGCUGAAGAAAUGAAUCGCAGAUUUAAUGACUUGAGCGAUGGCUGUCCUGUUUCAUCACCAAUAACAAAGGGUACAGCAGCUGUAGAGUUGGAGCUACUAGAACUGCAAGAGGAUGAAGGACUAAAAGGACUUAAACUAAGUGGCGUUUCUACCAUGGAAUUUCAGAAAAAUGUAUCAGGUGAAAAAUAUCCACGAACAAAAGAGUGUGCUAUAAGACUUAUUUCAAUCUUUGGAACUACUUAUGAAUGGAAUCRUUGUAUUCUACUCUAA